Spinacia oleracea (spinach) is the source of this 647-nucleotide messenger RNA. RefSeq names its product 10 kDa chaperonin 1, chloroplastic. Bases 85 to 498 code for a protein of 137 amino acids. Gene Ontology annotation, cellular component: chloroplast; mitochondrion. The record is from RefSeq and is a predicted model, not a curated record. NCBI's taxonomy places the organism in Eukaryota, Viridiplantae, Streptophyta, Magnoliopsida, Caryophyllales, Amaranthaceae. Gene Ontology annotation, molecular function: protein-folding chaperone binding; ATP binding; metal ion binding. The transcript is spliced from 6 exons.
AACAGCAAACACGGCGUUACCGUUUUAACUCCUCUCUUUCUCACUCGCGCACACACACUCUUUCUCUCUCCUCCCAACUUAUCCAUGGCUUCCACCGCUGCAUUCGUCUCUUUGGCAAAACCCUUCUCUUUACCCAACAACACUUUUUCUCGCAACUCUAAUCUAAGAUUAUUGGGUUCAAGAAGAAAUGCCCUUACAGUUAAUGCGGUUGCUACAAAAUGGGAACCCAGUAAGGUUGUUCCACAGGGUGAUGGAGUUUUGAUUCGACUUGAGGAGCUUCCUGAGAAAUCAGCUGGUGGAGUUCUUUUGCCCAAAUCAGCAGUGAAAUUUGAGAGGUACCUUAUGGGUGAGAUUCUCUCCGUUGGGUCUGACGUUGGGGAAGUUGAGGCUGGGAAGAAGGUUCUUUUCUCAGACGUAAGUGCCUACGAGGUGGAUCUAGGAGCAGAGGGUAGGCAUUGUUUUUGCAAAGAAAGUGACCUCUUGGCAGUAGUUGAGUAGAUCAUUCAGAGGGCUUCACUUGAUUUUACCAUUAGACCCUUUUUUUAGUUAAAAAUCAGAGUUUUCGUUUACAAAGAUAGUCUUUUUGUUAUUCUGCUUUAUGUAAGCACCAAAUUAUUUUCAACCGUCAAUGGGUUUUGAAUUUUUGA